UUUUUUGGUAAGUUCCUUACCCGUCCGAAGAAUGUACAUAUGUAAGUCCGUUCAUGGACUCGCUUAAACUUUCCACCCAGGGGUGGGAACGCCGUAAAUAACCGAGGCUCCCAUGCGUCCUCUUCUAUCCGGUCCAGCUCCAACCGAAAGUAUUUACAAAACGAAAACAUCGCCCAAUUGAAGAAGCAUCGAGCCUCCGAAGCCCGACAGUCUCUCAAAAGCAGCACAGAUGUCGUUGUUCAGAUCAGCAGCACCGCGGCUAUGCGCUCGCCAGGUCCAGCGCUGCGCUUACUCGACCGCACCGUCUCCAGUCCUCAACGUCAGAAGCGUGCCAGCACCGCAUUCCGGCAGCAUACGCAUCCUCUCUCUCAACCGGCCGGCUGCGCGCAAUGCGAUAUCGAGGCAGCUGCUCGCCGAGCUUAGCCACCACAUCAACGGCAUCCACAGCGAGGGCGAGACGGGGCCCACCAGAGCUUUGAUCUUGGCCAGCGACGUCGACACAAGUUUCUGCGCAGGCGCGGACCUGAAGGAGAGAGCCACAUUCACACCCGAGGAUACCACAAACUUCCUCACCUCGCUACGGGGCACGCUGACCUCGAUCUCCCAACUGCCAAUCCCCACCAUAUCCGCACUCGCAGCACCCGCGUUUGGCGGCGGGCUCGAACUAGCAUUGACGACACAUAUGCGCGUCUUCGGAUCCACAACCACCGUCGCGCUGCCCGAAACGCGAUUAGCUAUCAUCCCCGGCGCGGGAGGAACGUACCGCCUCCCCGCCCUCAUCGGGCUAUCGCGAGCCCGCGACAUGAUACUGACGGGCCGCAGAGUCGGCGCGCCAGAAGCAUAUUUCCUAGGGCUCUGCGACAGGCUCGUUGAAGUUACGCAGGAGGACGCGCAGACGCCUGGGGCGGCGCGGACAAAGGUUCUGGAUGAGGCUGUUAGGCUGGCGAUGGAGAUUUGCGAGGGUGGACCUGUUGCUAUCAAGGCUGCGCUUGCGGCUGUUGAAGGGUGUGCUCUGGGGGAGAAGGCGGAGAAUGCGGCGUAUGAUAUUGUGGUGAAGACUAAAGAUAGGGAUGAGGCGCUGGUCGCGUUUAGAGAGAAGCGGAAACCUGUGUUUAAGGGGUACUAGCUUGUGUAGAUGAAAUAAUACUAGGGACGUCAGAUACCAU
Periconia digitata is the source of this 1166-nucleotide messenger RNA. NCBI's taxonomy places the organism in Eukaryota, Fungi, Ascomycota, Dothideomycetes, Pleosporales, Periconiaceae. The record is from the annotation of a GenBank genome assembly.